Messenger RNA from Linum trigynum, 324 nucleotides. The record is from the annotation of a GenBank genome assembly. NCBI's taxonomy places the organism in Eukaryota, Viridiplantae, Streptophyta, Magnoliopsida, Malpighiales, Linaceae.
AUGAUGAAAAAUGGAUCUUGUUCUAUCCUUGAUCAGAGAUUUCUCUAUGAAAAAUACGAAUCGGAGUUUGAAGAAGGGGAAGAAGAAGGAGCCCUCGACCCGCAACAGAUAGAGGAGGAUUUAUUCAAUCACAUAGUUUGGGCUCCUAGAAUAUGGCGCCCUUGGGGCUUUCUAUUUGAUUGUAUCGAAAGGCCCAAUGAAUUAGGAUUUCCCUAUUGGGCUGGGUCAUUUCGGGACAAGCGGAUCAUUUAUGAUGAAGAGGAUGAGCUUCAAGAGAAUGAUUCGGAGUUCUUGCAGAGUGGAACCAUGCAGUACCAGAUAUGA